AUGGUUGACCCUGUGGGUAUUUGCACAUACUUAGAGGAAUCAACCCUAAAAAGUGUCUUGAGUGCCUUAUGGAAUCUGUCAGCACAUUGUACUGAGAACAAAGCUGAUAUAUGUGCUGUUGAUGGUGCUCUUGCAUUUCUAGUUGGUACACUGACAUACCGGAGCCAAACAAACACUCUUGCCAUCAUAGAAAGUGGAGGAGGAAUAUUAAGAAAUGUUUCUAGCUUAAUCGCUACUAAUGAGGACCACAGGCAAAUCUUGCGAGAGAACAGUUGCUUACAAACCUUGUUACAACACUUGAAGUCACACAGUUUGACAAUAGUCAGUAAUGCAUGUGGAACCCUGUGGAAUCUUUCUGCACGAAAUGCAAAGGAUCAGGAGGCGCUUUGGGACAUGGGAGCAGUCAGCAUGCUCAAAAAUCUCAUUCACUCGAAACACAAAAUGAUAGCAAUGGGCAGUGCUGCAGCUCUAAGAAAUCUCAUGGCAAACAGGCCAGCAAAGUAUAAGGAUGCUAACAUUAUGUCUCCAGGAUCAAGCUUACCAUCUCUUCAUGUUAGAAAACAAAAGGCACUGGAAGCAGAAUUAGAUGCACAACAUUUAUCAGAGACUUUUGACAAUAUUGAUAAUUUAAGCCCAAAAGCAUCUCACCGUAAUAAGCAGAGACAUAAGCAGAAUGUAUACAGUGAGUAUGUUUUGGACUCUAAUCGUCAUGAUGAUGGGGUAUGCAGAACAGAGAGUUUUAGUACUGGUAACGUGACUGUACUUUCUCCAUAUUUAAAUUCUACAGUAUUGCCUGGAUCCUCUUCUUCUAGUAGAGGAAACAUAGAAAAUUGUCUAUCUGAGAAAGACAGAAGUCUUGAUAGAGAUCGAGCAGUAGGUUUAAAUGCCUAUCAUCCAGCUACAGAGAACAGUGGAAACUCCUCUAAGAGAGUAGGAAUGCAAAUUUCUACAGCUGCAGCUCAAAUUGCCAAGGUUAUGGAAGAAGUGACAAGCAUGCAUAUUCCACAAGAAGACAGAGGUUCCAGUUCCCCUUCUGAAAUGCACUGUUUGACAGAAGACAGAAAUACCACAAGGAGAGCAGCCAGUGCCCAUACUCACUCAAAUACAUACUUUCCAAAAUCUGAGAAUUCAAGCAGGCCAUGUCCUGUGCCUUACACAAAAAUGGAAUACAAGAGAGCAUCAAAUGACAGCUUAAAUAGUGUCAGCAGCAGUGAUGGCUAUGGUAAAAGAGGCCAAAUGAAACCUUCCAUUGAAUCUUACUCUGAGGAUGAUGAAAGUAAAUUCUGUAGUUAUGGGCAAUAUCCAGCUGACUUGGCACAUAAGAUACAUAGUGCAAAUCACAUGGAUGACAAUGAUGGAGAACUAGACACUCCUAUUAAUUAUAGUCUUAAAUAUUCAGAUGAACAGUUAAAUUCUGGAAGGCAGAGUCCUUCUCAGAAUGAAAGAUGGGCAAGGCCUAAGCAUAUAAUAGAUGAUGAAAUGAAACAAAACGACCAGAGGCAGUCAAGGAGCCAAAGUGCAACAUUCCCUGUGUACACUGAAAGUGGAGAUGAUAAACACAUGAAAUAUCAGUCACCUUUUGGACAGCAAGAUUGUGUUUCUUCAUUUAGAUCAAGAGGAUCCAAUGGUUCAGAUCAGAACAGAGUAGGGUCAACUCUUGGAAUCAAUCAGAAAGUAAAUCAGUCCUUGUGCCAGGUUGACGAUUAUGAUGAUGAUAAGCCAACCAACUACAGUGAACGCUAUUCUGAGGAGGAACAGCAUGAAGAGGAAGACAGACCGACCAAUUACAGCAUAAAGUACAAUGAAGAGGAACAUAAUGUUGAUCAGCCCAUUGAUUAUAGUCUGAAGUAUUCAACAGAAGUUCCUCCCUCUUCUCAGAAGCCGUCUUUUACUUUUUCAAAGACUUCUUCAGUGCAGAGCACUAAAACUGAUCAUAUUUCCUCAAGCAGUGGGAACACAUCAGCCCCUUCAGCAGGUUCAAAAAGGCAGAAUCAGCUUCACCCAAGUUCUGCACAGAGCAGAGGCGGUCAUGCUCAAAAGUCUUCCUCCUGUAAGACUCCUUCUAUUAAUCAGGAAACUAUACAAACUUACUGUGUGGAAGAUACACCAAUAUGUUUUUCAAGGUGUAGCUCUUUGUCAUCUUUGUCAUCAGCUGAAGAUGAAAUAGGGCGUGAUCAAUCCACACGUGUGACUGAUACUAAUAAUACACUGCAGAUAGCAGAACUGAAAGAAGACAGUGGGGCGCUAUCUGCAGAAGCUGCAGUGAAUGAAAUCACUUCAACAUCACAACAUAUCAGAACAAAAUCCAGUAGACUUCCAGCUUCCAGUUUAUCACCUUCUGAUUCCUCCAGACAUAAAGCUGUUGAAUUUUCUUCAGGUGCCAAAUCUCCCUCAAAGAGUGGUGCACAGACUCCUAAAAGCCCACCAGAACAUUAUGUACAGGAAACUCCUCUCAUGUUCAGCAGAUGUACUUCUGUAAGUUCCCUGGAUAGUUUUGAAAGCCGUUCAAUUGCUAGUUCAGUUCAAAGUGAGCCUUGCAGUGGAAUGGUGAGUGGUAUUAUAAGUCCAAGUGAUCUUCCAGACAGCCCAGGACAAACAAUGCCUCCAAGCAGAAGUAAAACACCACCCCCUGCUCAAGGAGUUCAAGUGAAAAGAGAUGUAGUUAAAGGUAAAGUACCUAGUGCAGAAAAGAGAGAGCCUGGUCCUAGACAAGCAGCUGUAAAUGCAGCUGUUCAGAGAGUUCAGGUACUGCCAGAGGCUGAUACGCUAUUACAUUUUGCCACAGAAAGUACACCAGAUGGGUUUUCUUGCUCUUCUAGCCUCAGUGCUCUGAGUCUUGAUGAGCCAUUUAUACAGAAAGAUGUAGAGUUAAGAAUAAUGCCUCCUGUACAUGAAAAUGAACAUGGAAAUGAAGCAGAGCCUGAACAGUCAGAUGAUACAAAGGAUAACCAAGAGAAUAAAGCAGAGAAGCCUUCUGAAGCAGAAAAAGACAUUCUGGAUGAUUCUGAUGAUGAUGAUAUUGAAAUACUGGAAGAAUGUAUUAUUUCUGCAAUGCCUACAAAGUCUUCACGUAAAGCCAAAAAGCCUUCUCAAGCAUCUGCUCCAAAAAUACCUCCUCCUGUAGCCAGAAAGCCAAGCCAGCUGCCUGUUUAUAAACUUCUGCCUUCCCAAAGCCGAUUGCAAUCCCAAAAGCAUGUGAGUUUUACACCGGGAGAUGAUAUGCCACGAGUAUAUUGUGUUGAGGGUACACCAAUAAAUUUUUCAACAGCUACAUCUCUGAGUGAUCUCACAAUAGAAUCACCACCAAAUGAGUUGGCCAAUGUAGACAGUGUGGGUACAGUGGCAGAGUCAGGGGAAUUUGAGAAGAGGGACACUAUUCCUACAGAAGGUAGAAGUACAGAUGAUGCUCAGAGAGCAAAAAGCAUAACUGUGACUGGCCCAGGACUGGAUGAUGACAAAACAGAAGAGGGUGAUAUUCUGGCUGAGUGCAUUAACUCAGCUAUGCCGAAAGGUAAAAGUCACAAACCUUUUAGAGUGAAGAAAAUAAUGGAUCAAAUCCAACAAGCAUCUACAUCUCUAAAUAACAAAAAUCAAUCAGAAGUUGAGAAAAAGAAGCCAACAUCACCAGUAAAGCCUGUUCCCCAAAAUAGUGAAUAUAGAGCACGUGUAAGAAAAAACACGGAGUCUAAAAGCCAAAUUAAUAAUGAAAGAAGCUAUCCAGAGAACAAGGAUGCAAAGAAACAGAAUCUUAAAAAUAAUUCUAGAGAUUUUAAUGACAAACUUUCAAAUAAUGAAGAGCGUGUAAGAGGAAGCUUUACAUUUGAUUCUCCUCACCAUUACACACCCAUAGAGGGAACUCCAUAUUGUUUUUCACGCAAUGAUUCCUUAAGUUCUUUGGAUUUUGAUGAUGAUGAUGUUGACCUUUCAAGGGAAAAGGCAGAAUUAAGAAAAGGAAAAGAAGCAAAGGAAAUAGAAACUAAAGACUGCCCUAACAUGGAACAGCCUUCAAGUCAGCAACCAAGUAGUAGGACACAAGUUAGCCAAAAACACCCAACAAGCAGAAGCCAGUCUAAAACUUUCUGUCAGCCAAAUAAAGAUAUUCCAGACAGAGGGGCAGCUACGGAUGAGAAGAUGCAGAAUUUUGCUAUUGAAAACACACCUGUUUGUUUUUCUCGCAACUCAUCUCUUAGUUCCCUUAGUGAUAUUGAUCAAGAAAACAAUAACAACAAAGAAGAAGAACCAGUAAAGCGAACUGAGGCUCCUGAUUCACAGAUAGAAUCAAACAGACCACAGACUUCUGGUUAUGCACCUAAAUCAUUUCAUGUUGAAGAUACACCAGUAUGUUUCUCUAGAAAUAGUUCUCUGAGUUCUCUAAGUAUUGACUCAGAAGAUGAUCUUUUGCAGGAAUGCAUUAGUUCUGCCAUGCCUAAAAAGAAAAAACCAUCAAGAAUAAAGAGUGAAAGUGAAAAAAGUAAUUCCAGAAAUAUAGGUGGUAUGCUGGCGGAAGAUUUAACACUGGAUUUGAGAGAGAUACAGAGGCCAGAUUCAGAACAUGGUUUCUCACCCGAUUCAGAGAACUUUGAUUGGAAAGCUAUACAAGAAGGUGCAAAUUCUAUAGUUAGUAGCCUACAUCAAGCUGCAGCUGCUGCAUCACUAUCCAGACAAGCUUCAUCAGACUCUGAUUCUAUUCUUUCAUUAAAAUCUGGUAUUUCUCUGGGAUCACCAUUCCAUCUUACUCCGGACCAAGAAGAGAAACCUUUUACUAGUAAUAAAGGUCCACGAAUUCUCAAGCCAGGAGAGAAAAGUACGCUGGAAUCUAAAAAAGUAGAAUCCGAAAGUAAGGGAAUCAAAGGAGGGAAAAGAGUAUAUAAAAGUAUAAUUACAGGAAAAGCUCGCUCCAAUUCAGAAGUUUCAAACCAAUUAAAGCAACCACAACAAACAAGUGUGCCUUCAAUUUCACGUGGUAGGACAAUGAUUCAUAUUCCAGGAGUUCGAAAUAGUUCUUCAAGUACUAGUCCUGUUUCCAAAAAAGGCCCCCCAUUCAAAAACACAAAUUCCAAGAGUCCCAGUGAAGGCCAGAGUUCAGCUAGUUCCCCAAGAGGAGUCAAGUCAUCAGUAAAACCUGAGCCAGCUCCUGUAACUAGGCAACUGUCAGGGUUGAACCAGAGUGGAUCAAGUAAAGGACCUUCUAGAUCAGGAUCUAGAGACUCCACUCCUUCUAGACCUCAACAGCAGCCACUGAGCAGGCCUCUGCAAUCUCCAGGUCGAAACUCAAUUUCUCCAGGAAGAAAUGGUAUAAGUCCUCCCAACAAACUGUCUCAGUUGCCAAGAACAUCAUCUCCUAGCACAGCUUCAACUAAAUCUUCAAGUUCAGGUAGGAUGUCAUAUACAUCACCAGGCAGGCAGAUGAGCCAGCAAAACCUUACAAAGCAAACUGCCUUAACUAAGAAUACCAGUAGCAUUCCAAGAAGUGAGUCUGCUUCCAAAGGAUUGAAUCAAAUUCUCGGUAGCGGUGCAUCAAACAAAAAGACUGACUUAUCCAGAAUGUCAUCAGCAAAAUCUAGCGGAAGUGAAUCUGACAGGUCUGAGAGGCCUGUUCUUGUUCGCCAGUCGACUUUUAUUAAAGAAGCUCCAAGCCCAACUCUAAGACGUAAAUUGGAAGAGUCUGCUUCAUUUGAAUCUCUGUCUCCUUCCAGACCAGAUUCUCCCACGAGAUCCCAACUACAGACUCCAGUUUUAAGUCCCUCACUUCCUGAUAUGUCUUUAUCCACUCAUUCAACUGCCCAAACUAGUGGCUGGCGAAAAUUACCCCCUAAUCUGAGCCCUUCUGUAGAAUACGAUGGGAGACCAGCAAAACGUCAUGAUAUAACGCGUUCUCAUUCUGAGAGUCCAUCUAGAUUGCCAAUCAACAGAUCAGGAACAUGGAAACGUGAACAUAGUAAGCAUUCCUCAUCACUUCCUCGUGUAAGCACUUGGAGAAGAACUGGAAGUUCUUCCUCAAUUCUGUCAGCUUCUUCAGAAUCCAGUGAGAAGGCAAAAAGUGAAGAUGAAAAGCAACAUGGAAGUUCUCUUUCUGGACAGAAGCAAAGUAAAGAAAGCCAAGCACCAGCAAAAGGUACUUGGAGAAAAAUAAAAGAAAAUGAAAUCCCCCAAAUAAUGAGUGAUCCUCAGCAUCCGUCCUCGAGUGCCACAAGUAGCUCUGAUUCCAAAACUCUAAUCUAUCAGAUGGCACCAGCUGUCUCUAAGACUGAGGAUGUUUGGGUGAGGAUUGAGGACUGCCCAAUUAACAAUCCUCGAUCUGGAAGGUCCCCAACUGGAAAUACUCCUCCUGUUAUUGACAGUGUUUCAGAGAAGGGGGUUGUGAAUGGCAAAGAUUCUAAAGAGAUUCAAGAAAAACAAAAUCCAGGGAAUGGAAGUGUUCCUGUUCGUACCAUUGGUUUAGAAAAUCGUCUGAACUCUUUCUUUCAGAUGGACAGUCCAGACAAGAAAGGCAAUGAAACAAAACCUCUGCAGACCAAUCCUGUUCCUGCACCAGAAAAUAACGAAAGUACUGUGAGCGAGCGUACACCAUUCAGUUCCAGUAGUUCAAGCAAACAUAGCUCUCCGAUUGGUGCUGUUGCAGCAAGAGUAACUCCUUUCAAUUAUAAUCCAAGCCGCAGGAAGAGUAGUGUGGACAAUAGUUCUGCUCGACCAUCACAGAUACCAACACCAGUAAAUAACAGCACAAAGAAACGUGACUCAAAGUCUGAAAAUACAGACUCCAGUGGAACUCAGAGUCCCAAACGUCAUUCUGGCUCUUACCUGGUGACUUCUGUUUAAAUACAUCAAAAAAUAAAACUGAUGUAUUAAACACAGCAGCUACUUAGAAGUUUUAUUUCAAAUGAAACUUCAAAUGAUGGGGAUUGAUUUUUUUGUUUGUUUGUUCGUUUGUUUUUGUAAAUAGGUUUGAUUCUUGUUAGAGAGUUCUUGUUCUGGAAGCCAUAUUUGAUAGUAUACUUUGUCUUCACUGGUGAUAUUUUGGAGGAAAAUGUGAUUGACAGUUUGAAAUAAAAUUGCUAAUGCAAGUAUAUUUGUACAGUAUGUUUAACAUGUAUUUAAUUAGCAUCCCAUCCCAUAAUCCUUAAAUAUUGCUUGUCUUGAAAUCAUUGAACAUUGCAUAUAGAGGUGAUGGAGUCAUACUGCUUUAUCAAUCAUUUCUAGACUGCAGACUAACUAAAUUACAUCAGGGAAGAACUGCUAUUAUUUAUGCAAAAAAAUAUACUCAAUUUUAGUAUUUGUGAGUCCAUCUAACCUAGUAAUUAAUCAUGUGGCUGUGAAAUUCACAGUAAUAUUGUUUCUGCUGAACAAGCAUUCCCAGCCUGCUUUUCUGCAUGAAUGGAACUGAUGGUUAUUUUCUGAAGUAACGAUAACGUUUGUGGUCACAUAAUGUGCAUAGAUAGGUAUGGUGUAACAAUUUACACUUUCUUUAUGCCCUGGGGAAAAGAAAAA
Messenger RNA from Meleagris gallopavo (turkey), 7488 nucleotides. NCBI's taxonomy places the organism in Eukaryota, Metazoa, Chordata, Aves, Galliformes, Phasianidae. The record is from RefSeq and is a predicted model, not a curated record.